AUGAGUAACCAAGCUGAGUCUUCCGACUCGAAAGGAGGGAAGAAGGAUUUCUCGACGGCUAUUUUGGAGAGAAAGAAGGCUGCGAAUCGGCUGAUUGUUGACGAGUCCGUUAACGAUGACAACUCCGUCGUCUCGCUCCACCCCGCUACCAUGGAGAAGCUCCAGCUUUUCCGCGGAGACACUAUUUUGAUUAAGGGGAAGAAAAGGAAGGAUACUGUGUGCAUUGCCCUGGCUGAUGAGACCUGUGAGGAGCCGAAGAUCAGAAUGAACAAGGUUGUCAGGACAAACUUGAGGGUUCGGCUUGGAGAUGUAGUGUCUGUGCACCAGUGCCCAGAUGUCAAAUACGGGAAGCGUGUACAUGUCCUGCCCCUGGAUGACACAAUAGAAGGUCUCACUGGGGAUCUGUUUGAUGUAUACCUGAAGCCUUACUUUCUGGAGGCAUAUCGCCCAUUGAGAAAAGGGGACCAUUUUCUCGUGAGAGGUGGGAUGAGGAGCGUUGAAUUUAAAGUCAUUGAAACUGAUCCUGGGGAGUACUGCGUUGUUGCCCCUGAUACCGAGAUCUUCUGUGAGGGGGAGCCUGUGAGGAGGGAGGAUGAGGAUAGGCUAGAUGAGGUUGGCUAUGAUGAUGUGGGUGGCGUCAGGAAACAAAUGGCUCAGAUUCGUGAAUUGGUGGAGUUGCCCCUGAGGCAUCCUCAGCUUUUCAAAUCCAUUGGUGUGAAACCACCCAAAGGAAUUUUGCUUUAUGGGCCUCCAGGUUCUGGAAAGACCUUGAUUGCUAGAGCUGUUGCUAAUGAAACAGGUGCUUUCUUCUUCUUGAUUAAUGGGCCCGAAAUUAUGUCCAAAUUGGCUGGGGAGAGUGAAAGCAAUCUUAGGAAGGCAUUUGAGGAGGCUGAGAAGAAUGCACCAUCAAUUAUUUUUAUCGAUGAACUUGAUUCAAUAGCACCUAAGCGAGAGAAGACACAUGGUGAAGUUGAAAGGAGGAUUGUUUCUCAACUCUUGACUCUCAUGGAUGGACUGAAAUCUCGUGCCCAUGUCAUUGUUAUGGGGGCGACUAAUCGUCCGAACAGCAUUGAUCCGGCUCUUAGAAGGUUUGGUAGGUUUGACAGGGAAAUAGACAUUGGUGUUCCUGAUGAAGUUGGACGCCUUGAAGUUCUUCGUAUUCACACUAAGAACAUGAAGCUUUCUGAUGAUGUUGAUUUAGAAAGAGUUGCAAAAGACACCCAUGGCUACGUUGGUGCUGACCUUGCAGCUCUCUGUACUGAAUCUGCACUCCAGUGCAUUAGAGAGAAAAUGGACGUCAUUGAUUUAGAAGAUGAUUCAAUUGAUGCUGAGAUACUGAACUCUAUGGCUGUUACAAAUGAGCACUUCCAGACUGCUCUUGGAAUAAGCAAUCCUUCUGCUUUGCGGGAAACUGUUGUUGAAGUGCCAAAUGUUUCUUGGGAAGAUAUUGGAGGGCUUGAAAAUGUCAAGAGGGAGCUUCAAGAGACUGUGCAAUAUCCUGUGGAACACCCAGAGAAAUUUGAGAAAUUUGGUAUGUCACCUUCAAAAGGUGUUCUUUUCUAUGGUCCUCCUGGAUGUGGUAAAACCCUACUGGCGAAGGCAAUUGCAAAUGAAUGUCAAGCCAAUUUCAUUAGUGUUAAAGGACCUGAAUUGCUUACCAUGUGGUUUGGAGAGAGUGAAGCUAAUGUUAGGGAAAUUUUUGACAAGGCUAGACAAUCUGCACCAUGUGUUCUAUUCUUUGAUGAGCUCGACUCUAUCGCUACUCAGAGGGGAAGCAGUGUUGGAGAUGCCGGUGGUGCUGCUGACCGGGUUCUCAACCAACUCCUGACUGAAAUGGAUGGCAUGAAUGCAAAAAAGACUGUUUUCAUUAUUGGAGCUACUAACAGACCUGACAUAAUUGACCCUGCACUUCUGCGUCCGGGCCGUCUUGAUCAGUUAAUUUAUAUUCCUCUCCCAGAUGAAGACUCACGUCAUCAGAUUUUCAAGGCCUGUCUCAGAAAAUCACCACUUUCCAAAGACGUCGAUCUGAGAGCUCUUGCUAAAUAUACUCAAGGAUUUAGUGGGGCAGAUAUUACAGAGAUAUGCCAACGGGCUUGUAAAUAUGCAAUAAGAGAGAACAUUGAGAAAGAUAUAGAAAGGGAGAGGAGGAGAAAGGAUAAUCCUGAUUCAAUGGACGAGGACAUUGAUGAUGAAGUGGCGGAGAUCAAGCCUGCGCAUUUUGAGGAGUCCAUGAAGUAUGCCCGUAGAAGUGUGAGCGAUGCUGAUAUACGCAAAUACCAGGCUUUUGCUCAGACCUUGCAGCAAUCUCGGGGAUUUGGAACAGAAUUCCGGUUUGCAGAGUCGGGAACUGGGGCUGCUGCAUCUGACCCGUUCGCAGCUUCUGCUGGUGGAGCUGAUGAAGAUGAUUUAUAUAGUUAG
Fraxinus pennsylvanica is the source of this 2418-nucleotide messenger RNA. The record is from the annotation of a GenBank genome assembly. Lineage: Eukaryota; Viridiplantae; Streptophyta; Magnoliopsida; Lamiales; Oleaceae.